Drosophila innubila is the source of this 653-nucleotide messenger RNA. RefSeq names its product NADH dehydrogenase [ubiquinone] 1 beta subcomplex subunit 11, mitochondrial (gene NP15.6). The record is from RefSeq and is a predicted model, not a curated record. Lineage: Eukaryota; Metazoa; Arthropoda; Insecta; Diptera; Drosophilidae. The transcript has a single exon. Bases 67 to 528 code for a protein of 153 amino acids.
GCCAAAAACGAACGUAGAGACUGCCAAAAUUUACGAAAAUUACGAACAUUUUAGCGUUCUGAAGCGAUGUCUGCGCUUUUUCGCCUAACCAGCCGCGCCGUGGCGCUUCAGCGCUCUGUGGCGCUCAAUCAAGCGAUUGCUUUGCGUGCGUGCCGCAGCAUCAACACGUCGCCGAAGAAGGACGAGACGGUUGCAGCACCAGCCAGCGUUACAACCGAAGACUUUGCCAAUCCCAGCCCUAAAAAUUGGAUGAGCUAUGGCUUUGACUACAAAACCGAAGCGGAGGAUCGCAAGGCAACCAAGUCCACAUUCUUUGUUACUGUGACACUCUGCCUGGUAUGGGGAACAUUCUACUGGGCAUAUUUGCCCGACACGCAACUUCGCAGCUGGGCACAACGCGAAGGUUUCCUCGAGCUGCGUCGCCGCGAACAGGCAGGCAUUGAUUUGGUCAGCCCCGACUACGUGGACAAAGCUAGCAUAGUGCUGCCUUCCGACGAGGAUCUCGGCAAUACGGAAAUUAUCAUUUAAACAAUUAGUGCACUAUCCCUUAGUUUGUUUUGUAAGCGAAUGUUAUGUAAUUGCGAAAAGCUGGUGUCCAAAAUGCUGCCUCGCUCAUCAGGCCUGUCAAUAAAAUUGCAUAUUACGGCAUGAAA